Hippoglossus stenolepis (Pacific halibut) is the source of this 4058-nucleotide messenger RNA. RefSeq names its product Tnf receptor-associated factor 2b (gene traf2b). The coding region runs from base 166 to 1728 and encodes 520 amino acids. Gene Ontology annotation, cellular component: plasma membrane signaling receptor complex; cytoplasmic side of plasma membrane. The transcript is spliced from 11 exons. Gene Ontology annotation, molecular function: tumor necrosis factor receptor binding; ubiquitin-protein transferase activity; ubiquitin protein ligase binding. The record is from RefSeq and is a predicted model, not a curated record. NCBI's taxonomy places the organism in Eukaryota, Metazoa, Chordata, Actinopteri, Pleuronectiformes, Pleuronectidae. Gene Ontology annotation, biological process: regulation of apoptotic process; tumor necrosis factor-mediated signaling pathway; protein K63-linked ubiquitination.
GUGCGACUCACGGCGAGUGCUCGUGGCUUUUAAGUGCUCCGACUGCAAUGACGUGUGAUGGAGGCAGGAUCUGUGUGUGUGUCAAAUACAGCCCGACAGUCGUGUCGCUAUAAGACGAAAUACAUUCGCUAAGCAGCUCGAAGAGCUCCAGGUGGAGGGACAAGGAUGGCCCGAAUAUCGCUGGACUGUGCAAACUCUUUACCGGGGAUCCCACUCAGUGUUCUCUCAGUGCCCAUGGAGAAUAAAUACAAAUGUCAGCAGUGUCUCCAGGUCCUGAGGAAGCCCGUUCAGGCUCAGUGCGGCCAUCGCUUCUGUGUACACUGCUUCAAGCAGCUCACCAGUUCUGGGCCAAAGCCUUGUGAAGCCUGCCGCCAGGAGGAAAUAUAUGAGGAGCCUAUAUCCAUCCUUCAUAGUAAUGAGGCGUUUCCAGACAAUGCAGCAGGUCGAGAAAUUGCAAGUCUUCCAGCCAGGUGUUUGAACCAAGGCUGCAAUUGGACGGGCUCUAUAAAAGAGUAUGAGGCUCAGCAUGAAAGCCAAUGCGACUUUGAUCGAGUUCAGUGCGAGGCCUGCAAAACCUCGAUCCUGCUCUCGGACAAGCCCCGCCACAAUGAGAGAGAAUGUGAGGCCAGAACUCUCAACUGUAAAUACUGCAAGACGACUUUCAACUUUAAAGAAAUCAAGGCCCAUGAUGAAAUCUGCCUGAAGUUCCCAUUACAAUGUAAAGACUGUGGCAAGAAGAAGAUCCCAAGAGAAAAGUUCAAUGAUCACAGCAGAACCUGUGCCAAGUCGAAGAGUGCCUGUCCAUUCAGUGAAGUGGGCUGCAAAUUUGUGGUGGACAACGGGAAGCUCAGUGACCAUGAGCACAGCAGCACCAUGGAGCACUUGCGUCUGCUGCUGCCCAUGGUGAUGUCAGUGGGUCGGGGACGUGCAGAGGCUUCAGGUCCUGGCGAGUGGCAGGAGGACUCUGGUCUGGGCCUGUACAGGGCUCCUGAGGAGGGAGUCAGUAUAGACGCUGGAGCUGAAGCCUCCCCACAGUCCGUGGACGUGGAAAAAAAGGUGAAUGCUUUACAAAACAUAGUGUGUGUCUUGAACCGUGAAGUGGAGCGCAGCACUGUUACAUUGGAAGCUUUCUCGCAUCAACAUCGCUUAGACCAGGAAAAGAUUGAGGAUCUGUCAAACAAAGUACGACAGCUGGAGAGGACGCUGAAUAUGAGAGACUUGCAGCUGUCGGAGACCGAACAUCUGCUGCGAGAACUCCAGUUCUGCACCUACGAUGGGAUAUUUGUCUGGAAAGUCUCUGACUUUGCACGCCGCAGACAGGACGCUGUUGGUGGGCGGACUCCUGCAAUGUUCUCACCUGCCUUUUACUCCAGCAAGUACGGCUACAAAAUGUGUCUGAGGCUGUAUUUGAACGGCGAUGGAACAGGACGGGGAACGCACCUUUCGCUGUUCUUUGUGGUCAUGAGGGGCCGGUAUGACGCUCUGAUGAAAUGGCCAUUCAGUCAGAAGGUGACUCUGAUGCUCUUGGAUCAGAAUAACAGGGAGCACAUUAUCGACGCUUUCCGCCCUGAUGUCACCUCCACAUCCUUCCAGCGGCCGAUCAGUGAGAUGAACAUCGCCAGUGGCUGCCCGUUGUUCUGCCCACUGGCUAAAUUGGCCGGCAAGAGCCCCUAUUUGAGGGAUGACACAAUUUUCAUCAAAGCCAUAGUCGACCUCACAGGCUUAUAGAUUUCCGGCUGUGGAAGCUGCACUAAGGUUUCAUGAAGAAGUCUAGGAUGAAUUAUAAUAGUUAUAAUAAUAAUAAUAAUAUUAGAUAGUAAUAAUACUAUAUUAAAUAUGUGACCAUAACAUUUCAUGAUCAAUAGAUAUAUAUAGAAUCCUAUAAUGAAUUCUUUUGGAAGAAAGUCACGUUAUGAUGGAGACAAUAUAACCACCACAUUAUGGUGGUAGAUCUGUUGUGGUUAUUAGAAUAUAUAUAAAUGAACUCUGUUAGUGUGUAAAGCUUUAUGAAGAACAACGCUAAAGCUCUGGGGUCUCAUUUAUAAAACUUCAUACUAAAAGUGUACGUGCGCACAAAAAACAGAAAUGGCUUUUCGCAAAAGAAAAUUCAGAUUCAUAAAACCGUGCACACGCACACCUCAACGCAAUGUUCACUUUGUUCACAGUGUUUGUUAGUGAGGUGGAGGUGAAGAGCGAUUUCAUGGGAACGCAGUGAUGUGAUUAUAAAGAGGAUACAAAUUUAUUAUAGAUUUACAAACGUCCCAAAAGUGAGAUAAUCAGUUUUGGAAAGUUUAUUAUGCACAAUUCAGUCAGGAAAGUACUGAAUACACAAGCAACAAAAGGAAAAUUGGUAAUUAUAGGAACCUGAAUCUGGCAAACUUGACUUUAGGUGCAUCGUAACCACUGUUCUUCAACAGGGGGGACACCUAUACAUGUUUGAUAACUCUCAAUAGCGCUAAACAAGGUUCAACUGCUACGGCAACUUGGUUAUAAAUUAUUCGUUAACUACAAAUAAUUGAACAGGUCUUACCUUUUGGAAAACGGCAGUCCCUGAAAUGUGUGGAAGACCUCCCAAUGAGUACAAUGUAUCCAUUUUCUGGAACUUUAGACUUUCCUAAAAAAUACAAUUAAAUUCUACUAAGUGGUUAAAAAAAUAAAUAAUAAAAAAUAAAAACAAAUCUAAUUUGUUGAAUUUCGCUCAAUGUGAAUCCAAACUGCACAAAGUCUUUUUUAUUAUGUAAAGGUUACUAUUAUUUAUUUAUUAAACCUUGUUCUUUUUACAGUGUAUAAGAUUUAUCAGAAUUAUUAAAAUAUGCUUGUGUUUGUACUGGGAUGGUUCGGUUCCGUCGGUCGAUCUGUGUGAUACUGGACUCAGCUCAGCACAAAGAUCACAGAUCUAUAGGAUCAGCUGAUCAUUCAUCACGUUUGCAUGAGAAGUGGCGUACGCACGCUUCAGGCCCCGUUUUGUGUGUACGCAACGGUUAGAAAUGAGACCCCUGGGCUUUAGUUACAUUAACAGCUGCUGAGUUCAAUAGUUCUGUAAUUAUAAAAACUAACAGGCUCUAAUUAAAUCUAGUAAAAAAUAUUAUUUUAUACACGUGUGGGUAACAUAUCAAUUAUCACUUAUCUCUAGUCUCCUAGUGCAACACUGAAUAUAACCUUUUGCUUUUAUUACACAUUUUUUGUCUUAUGAGUAGAUGCUGGUUGACUAAACGUUACAAAGUAACUCUAAAGAAAACAGUUACCCCUUCAAUAUAUUCUCAGUAAAUUAAAAGAAAUAAGCUAGAAUGGCACUCAGAGCGCAAACCUCCGCCAAGGACCCUAUCUCACGAUGUUAAGGAAAAGAUGAAGAAUUCGUGUAUGGACCAUACACGUAUUCUUCAUCUUUUGAAGAAUUCAUCGAGGAUUUUGUCCAAAUCCUCGGCCAAAAUGUAUUUUAAAGCAAAAAAAAAACCUACCCUCCUAUGAAACCACAAUAAAAUUCACUGCAACUGGAUUUGUAUUUGAAUCUGCACCAAAUAUGCAUGAUUAUUUUUACAUCAAGAUCCAUGAAUUAUUCACUGGGAAAAUCAGUGAAAUAAAUAUUUUUUUAAAUAAAAAUUCCCCAUCUUGCAAUUUUUGCAUAAACCUGCUAACAAACAAACAAGCCAACAAGGACAGGGGUGAAAACAAGCGCUUUGGUGGAUGAAAGACAGACAUAGACAACAAGUUCAAACCUGGAGUGUAAUCUUUAGUAAAUAGCAGUUUACAAAUGUAAAAAAGAUUAUUAUACUUUAUACUUUAACUCAAAGUCCUUUUUAACUCAGCUGUACGAGUAACCAUAUGUUUUGUAUCACUCAUAGUGAUGAUAUAUUUUGAUAAUAUUCAUUAGUAUAUUCUAAACUAUAUGAGUUCUCUUUGUACUAUUUCUGUUUUGGUGUAUUUCUGGUUAAACAUUUAUAGUAUGUAAAUGUAUCACCUGACGUGUGUAAAGUGUAAAAAAAAAAGAUUUAUAACAACAAAUUGUGGGAUUGUAUUAACAUGCAGUAGAUUAAAAUGAGUUCUAUGGCUUUAGAAAA